Messenger RNA from Dacryopinax primogenitus, 411 nucleotides. RefSeq lists its product as uncharacterized. The record is from RefSeq and is a predicted model, not a curated record. NCBI's taxonomy places the organism in Eukaryota, Fungi, Basidiomycota, Dacrymycetes, Dacrymycetales, Dacrymycetaceae. Bases 1 to 411 code for a protein of 136 amino acids. The transcript has 2 exons.
AUGGCCUGCGUGACCCUCUCCACCUAUGGGCCAGUGGAGGAGAUGACCACCAACUAUGCUGAGCAGCAGCAUCUGCUGGGAGUGCAGACUGGAGAAGGCAUCACCAACAUCUGCUGCGCUGGGUGCCUGACAACCAGCAAGAAUGUGCUGGAUGCUGCUUCAGCUGUCUGCAGUGUUGCCUGCUUCCCUGGUCCCUGCUUGACACAUACCUGCACUGGCAUUUGCAGGCAUGCCAAGGGUCAGUGGCUCAAGCUGGUCAAAGGCUGGUUUGCCAUUGCCUUCAUCAUUGUGGUGACUGGUGCAGUGGGCUAUGUGUUGCAUAAAAUGGGACUCUUUUCUUCUAUGGGUGCUGGUAUUGCUCAGGCUUGGUCCUUCACCCCUUGGGGUAAGGCCAUCAAGAAGCAGGCCUGA